Messenger RNA from Linum tenue, 519 nucleotides. The record is from the annotation of a GenBank genome assembly. NCBI's taxonomy places the organism in Eukaryota, Viridiplantae, Streptophyta, Magnoliopsida, Malpighiales, Linaceae.
AUGUGGAAAGUCUGUAAGGAUGACCCCCGGCGAGCCAUUCACGCUGUCAAAGUCGGGCUUGCACUCACUCUGGUCUCCAUGCUCUACCUCCUUGAGCCCCUCUUCGAAGGGAUCGGCCAGAACGCCAUUUGGGCCGUCAUGACCGUCGUCGUCCUCGAGUUCACUGCCGGGGUGACCCUGUGCAAGGGGCUGAACAAGGGAUUAGGCACCAUCUUGGCGGGUUCAUUAGCGUUUCUAAUCGAGUUCAUCGCCGAGGCAACAGGGCAAGUCGACUGCGCCAUCUCAUCGGUUUGCGCGGUCUUCAUUAUUGGGGCGGCGACGACUUACCUGAGGUUCUUGCCGUACGUGAAGAAGAACUACGACUACAGAGUCGUCAUCUUCCUCCUCACCUUCAAUCACAUCACUGUCUCCAGCUUCCGGGUCAGCAAAGUUAUGAAGAUCGCGCACAACGGUGGAGGUUGGGUCAGGUACGAUAUGGGGGUUUGUAGAAAAGAAAUUAUGUUUUUUUUAAUUUUUUAA